UAUCACGUGAUGCAUUGCAUCAUGCAAAAUGUCAGUUCUUCAACCAAUCAGGUUUGCUUUACAGACUUUUCUAGAUCAUUUUGGCUUAUCAACACACAACCAGUAGUGAAAGAAAUUGUUUUCAAGAAUCAAACAAAACAAAGACCUCGUAAACGUUCUUAAUUUAACUAAUUUUAAACAGUUAAUUAUAUUCAACAAUAACAAUCUAUUACAUCAACAAAUCAACUAAACCCUUUGCAACAAUAUUGGACAGUUUGUCAUCCAACUAAAGUCUUUCUGUGAUUAUUUUUGAUUGAUGCUUUUGAAUGAUUUUAAUGUUUUUACAAUGGAUCGUUCUUUGGUGACUGUUUCACCUGAUGUAUCCAAUGUCAACAAUAACAAUAACAAUAAUUUUGGUGGCAACGUUGGCUUGUUUUACAACCAGAACUACAAUGGACAUUAUUUAAACAAUAACAACUUGAAUAAUUGCAACAGCAAUGCCAAUGUAAAUAGUACAAACAACUGUUCAAUAGAAGAUGGCUUCACUUUUGACGACAAACUCAUUGAUUUUGAUCAAGAUUUGGAUACAUUAAGCUUAUCUUUAUGGCAAUCGGAAGGAUUCAAUGGUAUCGGUUGUGAAGAGCCUAUGAAGAUAGAGGACAUAUUUCAAUCAGAUAUUGCUGAUUUUACUGGUGGACCAACACUGGCUGAACUAAAUUUGGUUGAUGACAAACUUGACUCAACUGAUCUUGAUGAAUAUUUAGCUAAUCCACCUCCAACAACAACUUCUACCAGGGAUGAUGUUAACACCAUUGGUGUCGUUAAACCUGAACCAUCCCCAGACGACUCAAAGAAAACGAAUACUCUUGAGAGCUUAAAUGUGUUCAACAAUGUCAAUGUCCCUAGUAACGCAAUCCCUUUGUCAGCAGACGAAGUCGACCAACUAGUGAUGCUUCCUGCUCAACCCAACGUAGACCCUCAAAUCUAUGAUCCACCUUCCAACAAUAACACACCUCAACCCUCUCCACCUCCUCGUCACUUUUUGAGAGUUAAGAGAGUCCUUUCACCCAAAUCAACUGAAAAGCAAUCUUCAAAUCCAUUUACGACAUCUCAAGAUAUUAUACAACAAUUAGAGCAAGUUGAUAUCAAGCCAUUUAUCGAGGACAUUAAAAUGCCAACCGCAACUACUAGUAAGGACAUUUUUAUGGGCAACAAUCAAAAUAUGGCAAGCAUUUCGCCCUUUCCAGUUUUAGCUAUCAAGCAAGAGCCUGUCUCUCCUCAAAUGGACACAAGCAAUUUUGUUUUAAAGUAUGACAAUGAAAGGAUUGUCGAGAGUGAGGGAAAAUCUACAGAUAAUGAAUUUCGGAACAGUCAAACCGUUUAUCAACCUGGACCAAGUCCAGAAUAUUCAACAUCUCGACUGAGACGUCGAAAUAAUUCAAAUAGCACUGAAUGCAGCUUUUCUUCGCACGAUGAAGGUUUUGCAAGCCAACCAGAGGAUAAUUCAGACCAAGAAAAUGAGGAUUCUGAUGAUGAAUCUUUUUACAAGGAUUAUGAUCCAAAAGAUUUGAUUGGUGCCACAACUUCAGAAGACUGUGAAAACAGAUGGGCUUUAGACAUGGGCAGAUCUCGAAAAACUGGUCAGCAGAGGUACUUUUGGCAAUAUAAUGUUCAAUCAAAGGGGCCAAAAGGUACACGAAUAGUCUCACUUCAGGACAUCUGUAAUGAUCCUCAUGUUUUAAUGGAAGCCAAAGAUCCCGUUUUCUCACCUGAUUGCUCUAUGGAAGGUGUUAAACAUGCAGGGAAAGCUCGACGAGGUGACGGUAAUGAUUUAACACCAAACCCAAAGAAACUUUUAAUGAUUGGUUUGGAGUUAAAGAAGCUCAGCAAGAUAAUCAACGAAUUAACACCAGUUGCUCAGGUUCCUGUUAACGUAAGAAAUAAGUCACGUAAAGAAAAGAAUAAGUUAGCAUCGCGAGCCUGUCGAUUAAAGAAAAAAGCUCAGCAUGAAGCCAAUAAAAUCAAGUUAUAUGGACUUCAGCAAGAACAUAAGCGAAUGAUGAAUGCGCUAAAUGACAUUCAACAUUUAGCCAAUGUGGUACUUGAAAAGGGACGAUCAGUCCAUGACGGAAGAUUAACUGAUAUCUUCGAGGAUAUUGUAUCUGCUAAAGGCCCAAAGGUUAAAGUGGCUGGUAAUACGGCUGAUUUUGUAAACACAAUUCUUGACAAUGUUUCAGCUGGAAUUUCUGAUGGCGGAUUGGAUAAAAUUUAAAGUCAACUUGGCCUUGAGACGACACAACGUUUGGAUCUCGUAUGAAUUAAUUGUCACUUUAAAGUAGAAAAAUCAAAACAAGCAAAACUAAAAGCCAUCAUUUAAAACUAUUUAAUCCACAAUUCCUGAUGGCUAUAAAUGACCUUACCCCUAAUUAAUUUAAAUUGGUUCGUUAAACUUCUUUGUUAAUAUUUAUCUUAUUUUACAAAGCAACAAUCAUAUUUAAAGGAUCCAAAACCUUUAGGAUCAAUAUUACGUUAUCAAGGUGUUCAGUGAAAAAUCUAAUCCCACCCUUUUAAAUUACGAAUGCUGUAAUUGUAACGCACUGUGAUAUGAAUAUGUCGAAAAGUUUUUAAAAUGGAGACAACAAAGUCAAACUUAAAUUUAACGAGAAAAGAGUGAAUGAUUGACAUCAAAAUUGAUCAUUGAUUUGAUUAACUUUCCUCUUCUUUUCUCCUUGUUUAUUACAACUGAACAUUUCUUGUCAAAGACAAAAGCAUUUCAUCGAUCUUCCUCUUUUCCUCUUACCUCUUCUUUCUCAUCUCUUUUCCAUUUUUCCAUGUUAAUAUUAACCAUUUAAUAGAUGAUAUAUAUGCAUAUAUGUGUAUAUAUAUAUAUUUAAUUAACUAUUACCUGUAUAUUUAGAAUUGUAUCUUGAACAUCUAAAUUCCAUGUACAGUGUAUUUCCCCUCUUUUUUUCGUUAUCAUAUUUAUAUUUAUAUAUUAUAUCAAUAUUAUAUCUUUUAUGCUAUUAAGAGUUAAUCAACACAGGAUGAUAUAUAUUUGUAUGUUUUUCUUGGUGUUAAUUGCUAAAUUGUUAAAUCAUCUUUUUAUCAUUUUACCUCCCAUUGAUCUGAGUACAGUUCACAUCAAGAAACCGAAAGAUAUAACAAAAAUAUGUAUAAUUUUAUAAGAUUCUCAGAUUUUUGCUGACCUUCUAUGGAAUAACUUUUCACCUUUUCUCUUUUUGUCAAAUUAUUGUAAAUAUAUUGACAACUGUUUAA
This is a messenger RNA of Tetranychus urticae (two-spotted spider mite), 3255 nucleotides long. It is a transcript of the gene REPTOR, whose product is annotated as repressed by TOR. Gene Ontology annotation, biological process: response to unfolded protein; regulation of transcription by RNA polymerase II. NCBI's taxonomy places the organism in Eukaryota, Metazoa, Arthropoda, Arachnida, Trombidiformes, Tetranychidae. Gene Ontology annotation, molecular function: RNA polymerase II transcription regulatory region sequence-specific DNA binding; DNA-binding transcription factor activity, RNA polymerase II-specific. The record is from RefSeq and is a predicted model, not a curated record. Gene Ontology annotation, cellular component: nucleus.